AUGAAAUACAUACUGUUUGUCGCCUUUGUUGGUGUGGCUGUUGCCUUCCCCAUCAACGAUGAUGAUGAUGAUGAUAAGAUUGUUGGGGGCUACACCUGUGCAGCGAACUCUGUCCCAUUCCAGGUGUCUCUGAGCUCUGGGUAUCACUUCUGUGGAGGCUCCCUUAUCAACAGCCAGUGGGUCGUGUCGGCAGCUCACUGCUACAAGAGUUCCAUCCAAGUGCAGCUUGGGAAACAUAACCUGGCACUCACAGAAUCGACACAGCAGUUGAUUAAAUCAUCUAAAGUCAUCCGUCACUCUGGUUUCAACUCCGAAACACUGGACAAUGACAUUAUGCUCAUCAAGCUUUCCACACCAGCCCAGCUCAACACAGCUGUCCAAACAGUUUCUCUGCCUACCAGCUGUGUGACUGCAGGCACCACAUGCCUCAUCUCUGGCUGGGGCAACACAAAGAGCAGCUCUAGUGCGUACCCAGAUACCUUGCAGUGCCUGGACGCUCCUGUACUCUCCUCCAGUGCGUGCAGCAAAGCCUACCCUGGGAAAAUCACCAGUAACAUGAUAUGUGUAGGAUUCCUGGAAGGAGGAAAGGACUCCUGCCAGGGGGAUUCCGGCGGUCCAGUAGUCUGCAACGGGAAGCUCCAGGGCAUUGUUUCCUGGGGUUUGGGAUGUGCACAGAAAGGCUAUCCUGGGGUUUACACUAAGGUUUGCAAUUACGUCUCCUGGAUCAAAUCGACCAUUGCUGCCUACUGA
This is a messenger RNA of Nestor notabilis (Kea), 750 nucleotides long. RefSeq names its product trypsin I-P1-like. The transcript has 5 exons. The record is from RefSeq and is a predicted model, not a curated record. Bases 1 to 750 code for a protein of 249 amino acids. NCBI's taxonomy places the organism in Eukaryota, Metazoa, Chordata, Aves, Psittaciformes, Psittacidae. Gene Ontology annotation, biological process: proteolysis. Gene Ontology annotation, molecular function: serine-type endopeptidase activity.